Messenger RNA from Mercenaria mercenaria, 4628 nucleotides. RefSeq lists its product as uncharacterized. Bases 577 to 4617 code for a protein of 1346 amino acids. The record is from RefSeq and is a predicted model, not a curated record. NCBI's taxonomy places the organism in Eukaryota, Metazoa, Mollusca, Bivalvia, Venerida, Veneridae. Gene Ontology annotation, biological process: regulation of apoptotic process. The transcript is spliced from 11 exons.
CACUAUUGACCCAUUUAAACGAGGAGUAUUGACAUUUUAUGUAUGAUUUUAAACCUGGGAGAUUAUGAAGAUGAAAAAUGUUUUACUUUUACUGAAACAAGUUAUAAAUUAAUAUAUGUUUGCAUAUUUUUUUGGGUAAAAACAUAAGAAAUUCGUACUCAUAAACCUCUACGGUUUAAACACUGGUGUUAAAAUUAAAUAUCUUCAAAGUGCGUUAACAUAAGGAAAGAUUUUAAGUGUUGUGAAUACGUGACUACCUGACAACUCACAAUGGAUUCUCAAUCAACGGGAAUAGACAAACAUAGCAUAGGUCUUUGCUCGCUUUAGACACGAUUACGCUGUAUAAAGGAUCAUUUUCUAUGGAAACAUUCGUGCCUGAAGGUGAUAGGAAACGAUAGGUAAAAUUGGCCGCUCAUGCUUAGACUUAUACUGAUGAUAUUUUACCUGAUUUAAGAUCGAGGAGGUAUAGAUAUUAACAAAGUUGAAAAUCACAAAAUGGAGAAGUUGUGCAAUAAGGAGUGCAUUGAUUUUAACUAUAGAAUAAGUUUGGCACAAUAGCGAGCUGUUAAAAUAAACAUGGCAGCCGAAUUUUACAGUCAUAAACUAUCAGAAUCCAAAUUCAAGAAUUGGAUUAAGGCUGGAUUAGGCGUUCUAUUUACUAAAGAAGGUAUUGAGCCUUUUGUUUAUGAUGAAAUAGAACAGUUCCAGAAGAAAUGUUUGAGCGACAUUUGCAACAACAACGGACUUGCUGCUAGUACCACGUGUUCUAGUUGCUGUACAGAAAAUGUUGUUGUUUGUCCUACAGAUAGAAUUUGUAAUGUAGGACGUGGGAAAUGCAGCUUCCAUAGAAAUACUGCCACACUAUAUCGCCUAUCUGGUUGCCCUAAAAAUAUAUGUCAUCAUUUCAAAAACGAAAUCCAGAAUGCUCAUCGAUUCUAUGGUCCAUCGUAUAAAAAUACUGAUGCCACCCAGUGGUGCAGCAAUCCGUGGGAAGUUGCUAAAUGUUUCAUGCCACCAGAGGGUUACAAGGAUGUGAUGGCAGCAGCAGAGACGGAUUUCAAUGGAAUCAACAGUGUCAUCAUCAACUAUAAAUCCUUUCAGUCGAAAGUUCACGAUGACCUUAGCAGGAGAAACAAUAUUUUUGACAAGGCUAGAGAGGUAGAAAAAGCUGUUAGACAUUCCUCACAUUUAGGGAUGGAAGAUGAAGAUCUACAACAGUACUUUAGCAUAUUACAGAAUGUACUGUCAGAUCCUGGAUAUUUGGCUUCUAAUUCAACUUCACAGAAUGCUAAAAAGAAACUUUCACAGCUUCAGAAUGAUACCUCGGUCAUUGGUAUAGGCGAUAUCCGGAAAAUGCUCGAUGAUGUUGCUAAGGCAGUUGAGGAUGAACUAAGAACUGAAAAAGAUGAUCACAAGAAGAAAACUGAAAAACUAAAGUUAGAAUUGAUUAAAAUCACAAACAAGUAUGUUAGUGCUUUUAAAAGACAAGAAAAAUUGUCAAUGUCUGAGCUAGAUAAAGUAUUACAGUCUGCAGUUGAUGAAAUGGGAGUGCAUACAAAGAAAUCAAUUAUAGAGGAUCACUCAACACAAAAGAAACACCAACAUGAAUCUGAGGGGCUAUCUUUCCCUGAUGCUCUAAAAUACAAGCCAAGAGAAGAAAAAGGUACAGAUGCAAAUCCUGAGUUACAGGCAGAGGAAGUUAUAUCUGUCCGACUAAAAGAACUUUUCAAUGAUGCUUCAACAGAAAUCCAGUUAUUACAGUAUGAAGAGGUUACAGAAUCGGCUGAUCAUGAAAAGCUAGAGACAUUCAAGACUUACAUAGACAAAGCCCGCAGAAAACUUGUAGUUUACAUGAUUCCAGAUCCUGUACUUGACUGUUUUUUAGAGGACAAACUAUUCGAUUUUCAAGAAACAAGAGAUAUUUGGGAAGAAAGAUACACAACAGAAAAGAAUAGGAAAAUUUUGGAUAAAGUCAGGUCUAAAGGGGAAUUUUGUUAUGACAAUUUAAAGAAAUGUCUGAUAAAGACGAAGCAGAAGCUGUUAGUCGAAAUGCUAGAAUGUAUCGAAAACGGCAAAGACACAAGCAUCUUGGAGAAACAACUUCAAGAUAAGGCAGUUAAAACACAGUCUAAAGUGAUUAAAGGUACAAACCCAGAGUUACAGGCACUGGAAGAUGCGUAUAUUCAACGAAAACAUCACCUGAAGGAAGAUUUGAUAGAUCUCUACAGGAAAAGGCACCAUACCCUACCUCUGUCACCUUUAUUUGAAGAAAAUGACACGCGCUUACUUGAGUUCUACGUCAUGCCAGACAUAAAUUCAGUGGAAAUUCAGAAGUCGCCUGGAGGUUGCCAAGAAGUUAGAUCAAAGGUUACGUCAUUGCAUGAUGUGUUCUACAAAGAAAGCGAACCGUGUCAUGAAAUUUACCUUACUGCGGAUGCUGGGUUUGGGAAAACAGCAUUAAGUAAACGGCUUGUUUUGACCUGGUGUCAAGCCAAAAAAUGUAUCCAAAAUGAAGAAGAAUACUUUAAGAUUGAAGCUGUAAAUGCAAUGUCGAAGUUUGAAUUUGUGUUCUUGUUGUCUUUACGUGAUUGUUCCGAAGAAUGGGACAUUGAUGAGAUGAUCAUAAAACAAAUAAUUAAAGAUCUAGCACACACGUCUAUUACAAUAAGUGAUCUUGAAACCAUUCUUUCUAAGGAAAAAUGUUUAGUGAUUCUAGAUGGUUUAGACGAGUGGACACCCACAAAGCCGGCCUGUAAACAAAGAAAUUGUGACAUUCCACACAGGAAAGCUAGGGAAUGUACAAUCCUAACAACAACAAGACCGUGGAAGUUGGGCGUUAGUAAGAUACGUUCAAGUGAAAUAGAGCGAAAGUUGGAACUUGUCGGACUUAGUAAAACGUCUGCUCGAAGUUUAAAGAGGAGUGUGAUCUCACUAAUGCGUGGUGAAACUGACAUAGAAAAACACAUUCAAAACUUUGAUCGAGCUGUAAGUGAUAGAGGCAUUUCAGAUUUGGAAACUAUUCCGCUUUUACUGAUGUACCUUCUGUGUUUAUGGUGUGAUGGAAUAGAGCUAGGAAAAUCUAAAACUGAGUUAUAUUGUCAAAUUGUUGAACUGCUCCUUAAACGAACGUUUGAAAAAUCUACGCACAUGCAACGGUCACGCGAGCACACCCAGAGUGAUAUCCCACAAUGUUUCAGCGAACAUGAACAUUGUAAGGAACACAACACACUUCUGAAAGCUUUAGGAAAAUUAGCAUUUGAAACGUUAUUCACUGAAAACAAAGAAAGCACCCUUGUGUUUAACCAGUCAAUGACAGACAAACAUCUUACCUCAGAGAAUUUAAAAUUAAGUCUUGACUCGGGAAUAUUAACACAAAGUACAGAAAAGACACUAACAAAACAAAUUUCUAAAUUCUCAUUUUCCCACAAAACAGUGCAGGAAUUUUUUUGUGCAUUGUAUAUUUCCUGUCAAAGUGAAAGUGAUAUCAAAAAAAUUGUUCUACAGAAAUGCAGAAGUUUGCAAAGUAUUCUUGACAUGUCGACAGUGUUUGUUUUCAUCAGUGGUUUGAAUGCAGAAAUCAUUUCUUCAAUAUCACGCGAGUUGAUGUCUGUGAUCAACGAAGAUAAGAUAACGAGCAAAUACAGGUCUACGACUGAUAGGGACUGUAAUCCUCUGAAAGACAUACAAGACAUGUACAUUUCUUGUAUCAAAGAAAACACGAGUUAUAAGGAACUCGAAUUUUUCUGCCAAGAUUUUUUCUUUAGCGGGGAUUGUAAAGAAAAAAAUUACUUUUCACAUUUAUCAUGGCUCGCAGUACACAAUAAAAACAACAUGCAGUCAAUAAAUAUCAACAUAUACGGUACUCAUAGUUUACAUGAAAUUAUUGAUUCUUGUGAAUUACACGAACCCUUCAACAUCAAUAAAAUAUUCUAUUGCGGUAUAGGUGAAGAAGUGCAGCUUCCUUUACUGUUAAAAAGGUCAACAAAAUGUGUCACUGUUUUAUCGCUUUAUCAAUGGCCUCUCGGUUCUUGGAACCGUGAAAUGUCUGAAACAUUACAGAAUAAUUCUUCGUUACAAGCAAUUUAUAUCCACGGUUUCGUGAUGAAUCAUGAUAUACUGAAUGACUUUCUGAAUUAUAUUAUAAACAUAAAAACAAUGACGGAGAUUGGAAUAGGGAACUUAUCGUGUACAGAGCACGAUCGUUCGUGUACUUUCGGUUUAGAUUUUUGCCAGCAUUCAGAUCUAAGGGCGUUAGAAUUGUUCCAGAUACCUGAAGUGUCAAAAUUGAAAGUAAGUAGUCAAGUGAAACACGUAAAGUUGGACAGUAUCAAUCUAGGUGAAAUGUCGCUGCCUCCAGAAAUGGUAAAUAUUGAACGUGUUGAGUUGAAUCGUGUAAACAUCUCUGCUUCAACAUUCCGUGAUAUCAUUAAGGUAGUGGAGAAACUUUCACACACAUUCACAGUAAAAAUAGACAGUUGUAAUAUAGAACCGGAAACAGAGUUUGAAGACCUUAAACAAUAUAUACACUCAUCUCAGAAUUUCCGAGUCACGAGGGAUGAACGUCGUUUGCAGGAGUUUGUGUUUGAAACAAAAGUUGAAAGUCAAGUUACUCAAUAAACUCGGACUGA